UUUAUCUGACGUCAUAACAACAUCCAGAGAAGGACCGUGGGGGCGAUGCAUUUGUUACUCCUGCACACGGAAGACGGACCCGACUCUCCGGUGUUACGUCAAAUAAACAGCCAAUGAGAACGGUUGCAGUCCUCGGUGGGGGGAUCGGGGGUCUGGCAGCGUCGUACUACCUCAGCAAGAGCCCCCAGGUUACCAAGGUCAUUCUUUUGGAGUCCAGCGGUCGGUUCGGGGGUUGGCUGUGGUCCACCAGGAGGUCUGACGGAGCCGUGUUUGAACAUGGACCCAGAGGGAUCAGACCUGCGGGGGCGGUGGGAAAAAACACACUCAACAUGGUGACUGGUCUCUCAGGUGAGAUUCUACCUGUCACUACAGCCACGUCCUCAAAGAACAUUCUGUACGUCAACGAACAGCUGCACAGGAUGCCUUCAGGACCCAGUGGCCUCCUGCGGACCGCGCCCCCCUUCUCUCGCCCCCUCGUCCUGAGCGGGAUGCGGGACAUCCUGUCGAGGAGAGGGAAGCAGGAGGACGAGACGAUCCACUCGUUUGUUUCCAGGAGGCUGGGAGGAGAGCUGGCAGACAUAGCCAUAGACAGUUUGUGUCGUGGUGUGUUUGCGGGCGACUGCAGGAAGUUGAGCGUGCGCUCCUGUUUUCCGGUCCUCUACAACGCCGAGCAGAGACGAGGUUCCAUCAUACUGGGGAUGCUGCUGGGCUCAGGUCCAGGUCCGGUGGUCCCUCCUGGUCCCCUGGCUCAGAGGUCGGUCACAGAGUCCUGGGCUCAGUGGUCCCUGAUCAGAGGACUCCAGUCUCCAGAGUCCCUCACAGAGUUCCUGCAGCGGAGCGGGAGGGUUCAGCUCCACAGCGAGGCCGCCGUGACGAAGAUCAGACCGUCAGAGACCGGCUGGAAGAUCGAUUUGGAGGAUGGAGUCGUAUCAGCUGAUCACAUUAUCUCUGCACUACCUGCUAAAGCUCUGUCCUCAGCCCUCCCCCCCUCCUGUCAGCCAAUCAUCAAGCAGCUGCAGGACAUCUCCACGGUAACCGUCGCCGUGGUAAACCUGGAGUAUGAGGGCUCCAUCCUGCCUGUGACGGGCUUUGGUCACCUGGUUCCUUCCUCCGAGGAUCGAGGUCUGCUCGUCGUUUACGACUCUGUCCCCUUCCCCGAACACAACAGACCUGAAGGACACACAACCAGACUCACGGUGAUGAUGGGCGGAGCCUGGUUCCAGGAAGUGUUUGGGGACCCUGAGUCAGUAACCGAGGACGAUCUUUUGGCGAGGGCGACUGAGGGCGUACAGAAACACCUGGGAGUGACCUCAGCGCCGAGCUGGAGCCGGGUGGUCUUACAGAGGGACUGUAUCCCUCAGUACUACCUGGGACACUUUCAGAGAGUGGAGUCCAUACGCAGCUUCAUAAAGAAGAACAACCUGCCGCUGUCUCUGAUUGGCUCCUCCUACGACGGCGUGUCAGUGAAUGACGUCAUCUUUGGUGGACGGAACGCCGCCGAGGAGCUGCUGGGAAGUGUGGUUUGAUUCAUCUGAUGAAUGCUGGAUCAUCACUGCACCAGCUGUUUGUUUACAAAGAAAUUCACUAAAGCAUUUAAAAACAGAUUCAUGACCUCCGUCGUGUCAGACUGCAGCGUGAAGAGCCGACCGCUUCUUUGAUUCAUGAUCCGCAGUCACUAACUUCAGAUCUGCUUCAUCAGCUGUGAAUGUAAAGACAAUGGAGCUGCAGUGUUCAGUCCCUUUGUCUUCAGUGUCGCUGUGUAAAAUUAAUAUUGUUUUAUAAAGAGUAAUUUAAGUAAAAAAAACUGUUUCAAACAGA
This is a messenger RNA of Labrus bergylta (ballan wrasse), 1818 nucleotides long. The record is from RefSeq and is a predicted model, not a curated record. NCBI's taxonomy places the organism in Eukaryota, Metazoa, Chordata, Actinopteri, Labriformes, Labridae.